This is a messenger RNA of Daucus carota subsp. sativus, 2399 nucleotides long. Its product is annotated as heat shock cognate 70 kDa protein 2. The transcript is spliced from 2 exons. NCBI's taxonomy places the organism in Eukaryota, Viridiplantae, Streptophyta, Magnoliopsida, Apiales, Apiaceae. Gene Ontology annotation, cellular component: cytoplasm. Gene Ontology annotation, molecular function: ATP binding; ATP-dependent protein folding chaperone. Bases 250 to 2184 code for a protein of 644 amino acids. The record is from RefSeq and is a predicted model, not a curated record.
CCCAAUUGCAUUGCACCAAAGCGUUUAAAAGUAAAAGAUGGAGGAGAGACUGUUGGAUUUAAAAUCAAAGAUCGACGGCUGUCAGCGUUCUGGAUGGAACAUUCUAGAUCCCAACGACGCGCUUCUCCCCCUAGUCUCCUCCUAUAUAAACAUCUCCCAGACUUCAUACAAACCUACUUCUUUUACAAACCCUACUAUCUCUUUCCCUCUCUACAGCCCCCAUCUCUUUGAAACUAACUAUAAUAUAAGAUGGCCGGAAAGGGAGAAGGUCCGGCGAUCGGAAUAGAUCUGGGAACCACAUACUCAUGCGUGGGAGUGUGGCAACAUGACCGUGUUGAGAUCAUUGCUAACGAUCAGGGUAACAGGACCACGCCUUCUUAUGUUGCGUUCACCGACUCCGAGCGUUUGAUCGGAGACGCUGCCAAGAAUCAGGUCGCCAUGAAUCCUAUCAACACUGUCUUCGAUGCCAAGAGGUUGAUCGGAAGGAGGUUCUCUGAUGCCUCAGUGCAAAGUGACAUCAAGUUGUGGCCUUUCAAGGUCACCCCCGGACCUGGUGAGAAGCCCAUGAUCACUGUUUCUUACAAGGGUGAGGACAAGCAGUUUGCCGCAGAGGAGAUUUCAUCCAUGGUUCUGAUUAAGAUGCGUGAGAUUGCUGAGGCCUUUCUUGGAACAACCGUUAAGAAUGCAGUGGUUACUGUCCCUGCAUACUUCAACGAUUCACAACGUCAGGCUACCAAGGAUGCUGGUGUCAUUGCUGGUAUUAAUGUCUUGCGUAUCAUUAAUGAGCCCACUGCUGCUGCCAUUGCUUAUGGUCUGGACAAGAAGGCUACCAGUGUUGGUGAGAAGAAUGUUUUGAUUUUUGAUCUUGGUGGAGGUACCUUUGAUGUGUCCCUUCUUACCAUUGAGGAGGGUAUCUUUGAGGUUAAGUCCACUGCCGGAGACACACAUCUUGGUGGUGAAGAUUUUGACAACAGAAUGGUUAACCAUUUUGUUCAAGAAUUCAAGAGAAAGAACAAGAAAGAUAUCACUGGCAACCCCAGGGCACUUAGGAGGUUGAGGACAUCUUGCGAGAGAGCGAAGAGAACUCUCUCAUCUACUGCCCAGACUACUAUUGAGAUUGAUUCUCUCUAUGAGGGUAUUGAUUUCUAUUCAACCAUUACCCGUGCUAGAUUUGAGGAAAUGAACAUGGAUCUGUUCAGGAAGUGCAUGGAGCCUGUUGAGAAGUGUUUGAGGGAUGCCAAGAUGGAUAAAAGCACUGUUCAUGAGGUUGUACUUGUUGGUGGUUCUACUAGGAUUCCCAAAGUUCAGCAACUAUUGCAGGAUUUCUUCAAUGGUAAGGAGCUCUGCAAAAGCAUCAACCCUGAUGAAGCCGUGGCUUAUGGUGCAGCAGUUCAGGCUGCUAUAUUGAGUGGUGAGGGUAACGAGAAGGUUCAAGAUCUUCUUCUACUGGAUGUCACCCCUCUUUCACUUGGUUUGGAGACUGCUGGAGGUGUCAUGACAGUCUUGAUCACCAGAAACACAACCAUCCCCACCAAGAAAGAGCAGGUAUUCUCCACCUACUCUGACAACCAGCCUGGUGUUUUGAUUCAAGUGUACGAAGGUGAGAGGACAAGGACCAGAGACAAUAACUUGCUUGGUAAAUUUGAGCUAUCUGGUAUUCCUCCAGCUCCCAGAGGUGUUCCCCAGAUCACAGUCUGCUUUGAUAUCGAUGCCAAUGGUAUUUUGAAUGUGUCUGCUGAGGACAAGACAACUGGCCAGAAGAAUAAGAUCACCAUUACCAACGACAAGGGUAGACUCUCCAAGGAGGAGAUUGAGAAGAUGGUUCAGGAAGCAGAGAAGUACAAGUCUGAGGAUGAAGAGCACAAGAAGAAGGUUGAGGCGAAGAAUGCCUUGGAAAACUACUCAUAUAACAUGAGGAACACAGUGAAGGAUGAGAAGAUUGCAUCCAAGCUGUCCGCUGAUGACAAGAAGAAGGUCGAGGAUGCCAUUGAGGCAGCCAUCCAAUGGCUGGACACCAACCAGCUCGCUGAAGCAGAUGAGUUUGAAGACAAGAUGAAAGAGUUGGAGAGCAUCUGCAACCCAAUCAUUGCAAAGAUGUACCAGGGUGGUGAAGGUAGUGCUCCCAUGGAUGAUGAUAUUCCUUCUGGUGGAGGUGCUGGUCCCAAGAUUGAGGAGGUCGACUAAUUUUCUAGUCGAUAUUUUGUCUACUGUUUUUUAUGUUUCCUAAAUUUUAUUGUUUGAAAACAAUUGAAGGAUUGGUUCCUUAAACUUAUAUAUGUCGGUCUUUUUUGGGUUAAGAUGGAAUUGUUUUGUUUUCCAUCUUGGAUUUGUGAAUGCAAGUCCAUUAUAUGUGAAACAACUUAUUAGUGGUUAUCGUUGCAUUAUUUUCUUUCUUACAA